AUAACAAUUCUAACGCAUCAUUAACAAUCAUUCCAUUAUCCAAUCAGCAUUAGACCAAACCCUACAUAAAUGCCAAACUUGACCUACCUGCAUUAUCUCACGACUUUAGCAUCCCUCCACCAUCCCGACAUCUCACCUCUUAAAUCUAUCUACCUGGAGGGCGCGUUCUGGGGCUGGGCUUGACACUUCACUCAAACCCCAACGUCUCUCCCUUUCCUGACAAGGGGAAUAAUACAAGUUGGGGUAUCUUUUCCAAGCUCAAACAUCUGUAAGUGUGAACUCCUGAAACAAAAAUAAAGUUCAGUGCCAGAGUGAAUAUGGUUUCUGUCCACUACUGUAGUUAACUGUAGACAGUUUUGUCUAGAUUUAGUUACAAAAUCUGCCCCACAACGAAAGUAAAACUCUUAAAUAGAAGUUUAGAUUUUAUAAAUGAACAUCGCAUGCUGGGAAAUGUAAUAAAGUAUUGUGUAAAAUGUUCUCAAAUCUACAAUGACAUCCUGUGAACAUUUGCCCAAACACAACAAGGUUCGAUUCCUUGGCAAAGAAACUUGUCACACAGGUUUUACUUCAGCUUGAUUGCCUCACUUGCUAUUUCGUUUUCUGUGGGAAUUCUUCUGAAUUCCCAGCACAGCAAAGUGCAUCAGUCAUUAAUAAUGAUUCUGUAGCAAGGCUGAGGUUGUCAAUAGAUGAGCUUAUUACAGCAAGCGUUGUGGUCUUCGGUCAGAGUUAGAGUUGUGUUACCAUGUUCCCUGCGUAUUGAUACAGCUGUUUGAGUCAACACGUGUCAGACAGGGCCAGUGUUUUUGGGGUCAGCGGAUGGCGAAGGAGAAUUUUACAUAACUGUCACGAGAUUGAGGAUAUUGUGCAGUUCAUGCUACAAGAACUCAAUUAGGAAGGUGAUGUGUUGGAAAGACAGGAUUGAUCAACUCAUUCAACUGAUACGCUGGUGUGGCUUGGGUUGUAUGUACGUGAAUGGAGAUCUGUACUGUGAGUUGGGAGAUUUAGAGGAACGGAAACAGAGCUCAGUUCAGGAGAUUGGAGAGGAGGUGGAGGACGGUGCCAUCUAUACCAUUACACUCCGAAAGGUGCAGCUCCACCAGACGGCCAGUAAGGGCCAGCGAUGGCUGGGCGUGGAGACAGACUCUGCCCUCAGUCUGUACGAGACGUGCAAGGGUCGAACCAUUAAGGCUGGCACACUGGAGAAACUAGUGGAGUACAUGGUCUCCGCCUUCAAAGGGAAAGACUACACUUACGUCACUAUUUUCCUCUGCACCUACAGAGCAUUUGCCACCACCAAACAAGUGCUAGACCUGCUGCUUAACAGAUAUGCCAAACUGCCAGCCUCAGGCAAGACUAAAGUCUCAGCAGAAGACCACACAGAGCUUAAAAACACUGUGUCAUCUAUCCUGGGUGCCUGGUUAGAUCAAUACUCGGAGGAUUUCUGGAGUCCUCCAGAUCACGAAUGCCUGCAGAGUCUCAUAUCCUACUUACAACUCAACUUCUCUGGAUCGGACCUGGAGAGACGAGCUUUAAACCUGCUGGAGCACUUCCAGCAUCGCCAACAGUGCGAGGUGGAGAUUGAAGGUGACCUGUGCUCCUGCCCCUUUGCCACACCAGAGGAGAGCAGUUUGGAGGAUGAAUUCUCCCCCUCACAUUUCAUGUCCUUCAGUCCUUCUAUAGUUGCUGAGCAGUUAACAGUCAUGGAUGCGGAGCUGUUUAAGAGGGUUGUUCCAUAUCAUUGUUUAGGGGGCAUAUGGUCCCAGAGAGAUAAAAAGGGCAAAGAGCACCUGGCACCAACCAUCCGUGCUACUGUUUCUCAGUUCAACAGUGUGACCAACUGUGUGAUCGCCACCUGCCUGGACAACAGGUCUCUCAGACCUUUCCAAAGAGCCAAGCGCAUUGAACAUUGGAUAGAAGUUGCCAGGAAAUGCCGUAUCCUGAAGAGCUUCUCCUCUCUGAAAGCCAUCCUGUCUGCCUUGCAGAGUAAUGCCAUCCACAGGCUGAGAAGGGCCUGGGAUGAUGUUUCACGGGAAAGCUAUCGAACUUUCCAAGAGCUGUCUGAAAUCUUCUCAGACGACAAUAAUUACUCACUCAGCAGAGAGCUUCUCAUUAAGGAGGGCACCUCUAAAUCUGCCAUAGUCGAGAUAAACCACAAAGGAGCCCAGAGGAGACACCAGCAGCAAAGAGACAUGGGUGUUGUGCAAGGAACGAUUCCAUACCUUGGCACUUUUCUGACUGACCUCGUCAUGUUGGAUACUGCUAUGAAAGACCAUCUGGAGGUCGGACUGAUUAACUUUGAGAAGAGAAGAAAGGAAUUUGAAGUGAUCGCUCAGAUCAAGUUGCUGCAGCUGACCUGCAAUUAUUACAACUUCAGCAGAAACCAGCGCUUUAUUGACUGGUUUAAGAGAGUGGAGAAACUCACAGAGACCGAGAGCUACUCUAUGUCGUGUGAUAUCGAGCCGCCGUCUGAGUCGUUGUGCAAAAAGAAUGGAGGCAUCAUGAAGCGCAUGAGCGAGGAGUCGGGCUACAGCAGCGCUGCGUCACACUCCAAGUCCUUUGAGCAGCCGCGAUUAAGCCAGUUCAAAGACUGCUUUAAAGAUGGAGCUGAUUCCCUCAGCCUCACCUCUGCAGGAUCCAGUGGCUCAGAUGCAGACGAGAGUCUCAGCCUGCUCAACUCUCCUGAAUCAGGCAGUCAGAGAACAUCCACACCAACUGUGAAACACUCAUCAACCUCAGAAACAGGAGAGCUCCCGUCUGAUUCCUCAACCAAGCUCUGGGAAUCACCCACCCCAUCAUCUCUGGAGGCGUCUGGAUCAGGCUUGUGUUUAGAGUCAGGCUGCAGCAGCUCCACAUCUUCCUCCUCUUCCUCCUCGUCCUCAGUCUCAGCCUUCACAGGACGGACCUUCAACUUUCACAAGCGCUCAGUCUCUGGCAUCUCAGACUACUCGUCUCUCAGUCUGCCGCUCUACAACCAGCAGGCAAACGACUGCUGCAUCAUCAGAGUCAGCCUGGACUCAGAAAACGGCAACAUGUACAAAAGUAUCCUGGUCACUAGUCAGGACAAAACCCCUGGGGUCAUUAGGAAAGCCAUGGCCAAACACAACCUGGACAAUGACAAAUCUGAAGACUAUGAAUUGUUACAGAGGGUCUCAAAGCAUAAAGAACUCAGAAUCCCAGAUAAUGGAAACGUUUUCUACGCCAUGAACUCAACUGCCAACUACGACUUCUUGUUGAGAAAGCGUGGCGUCCCAAAAACCUGCCGCUCGAAAAGCUCCCCGAGCCUGACUCUACCACGCAUGAAGCAGAAAGGCUUCAAAAUCCCCAAGAGCUUCUUCUGAAAAGACUCUGAAGCUGUUGGAGAUCAUCCAGAGUCACUUUAUUAACCCCAACAGUAUUAUCUGGAUCUUUUAUCCAAUGGAUUUUUUGCGUUACCGAGCUUCUGUUUUCUGAAAGGAAGCGACCCCUGCGUUUCCUGUCCUUUGGAGCUUCUACAACCGCCAACUGUGGUUCUUACAAGGUUUACCUUAAGACUGCACUUAAGAGCCACAUUCAUGCAUGAGCACACUAAACAAAAACAUUUCAAGCACUUUAGAACGGUCCUUAAAGCAAGAGAUUUGUGGUCCUCUGUCCUUUUCAAAUUCAAAAUGAAUUGACGUUUUUGCUUCAUCUCUGCCACUGGACUCAGUAGCAAAAUCUCUCAAACAUUAGGACUGCUCAUGGAAUAGUGACAGUAUUACAUGUACAGUACAAAAUGUGUAAAGUGUACAGCCGUUUGUUUGUUUGUUUGUUCUUUAACAUGGCCCUUUUGACUGUUGCUGCUGCCAGUUUAGCUUGCCUGUUUUCCUCUAACUGAUUACAGUCUGAAGGGGUGUGCAAUAUUUAUCAUCUGCGAUAAUAUUAUAAUUGUCAUGUGAGCUCACAUUAUGCGGUAUGUCAACUUAUUAGGAAAAUAUUAAACAGAAACACAUCCAUAUACCAUUAAAAUGACCUUAUUAUCCAAGUAUUGAAAGCAAUAUCCCUUCAUGGGUUUUGCUUGAAUUUUUUUUCUUUUUUGUUAAUUAAUAUCACACAAGUCAACUAAAUUUGCGGCUAAUGUUAGUUCAUCUCUACACUAGAGUCUUUAGUUUCUGAAUGAAUUGAAUGAAUCAUUUGAGUUAAUGUUUCACUGAUUCAUUAAUGCUUCAUUUUUUGUUUCAUGAAGUAACCACUUUCAACAAAUCAUUCAAAUGAUUCGAAAGUCUAAUAUAAUGCAGUUAGAACUACAAUUUGUCAAAAAAGCUAAAUAUUUAACAAUAUAUAUAUGUUAAAUAUGUUGUAAGUAACAAAACAUGGUUUGUGUCUCAACACUACAGUGUUUUGCCUCUGAAUGAGUCUCUUUCUGAACAAAUCAUUUGAGCUAAUGGUUUAAUUUGAGUCAAUGCUUCAGGGAUUCAUUAAUGCUUGCUUCAUGUAUUAGCCGUUAUGAACAAAUCAUUCAAAUGACUCAUGAGUCUAUUAGAACGCAUUUAGAAUGACCCUGUAUGUUAUCAGGAAAGCAAAAUGUUUAACAAUAUAUAUGUUUUAGCUGUCAAAAGCAAAGGCAAAAAUAUUGUGGGCCAAUCAUUUGAGCCAAAGAUUCAAUUUGAGUCAAUGUUUCAAUGAUUCGAUAACACUUACUUAAUUUCUUGCGUCAUGAAUUAGCCAUUUUUGACAAAUCGUUCAAAUGAUUCAAAGGUCUAAUAGAACGCAAUUAAAACAAAGCAAUAAUUUGUCAGGAAAGUUAAAUAUAUAACAAUAUAUAUGGUAAAUAUGUUUUAAGUAACAAAACCCAAGGCCAAUGUUUGUGUCUCAACACUACAGUGUUUUGCCUCUGAAUGAGUCUCUUUCUAAACGAAUCAUUUGAGCUAAUGAUUCAAUCUGAGUCAAUGUUUCAGUCAUUCAUUAACUUUUACUUCAUGUAUUAACCAUUUUGAACAAAUCAUUCAAAUGACUCAAAAGUCUACUCUAAGGCGUUUAGAACGACCCUUUAUAUUGUCAGUAGAUGCAUCCCAAUUCGCAUACUUAUGCACCAUUCGACACCAUUUUGUAGUAUAAAUAGUCCAAGUAGUGCAUUCACAAUGAAAAAAAUUUAGUAAAACCGAAGGUCAAUGUUUGUUUCUCAACACUACAAAGUUUUAUCAGUGAAUGAGUCUGCUUCUGAAUGAAUCAUGUGAGCCAAUGCUUUAAAUAUCCAUUAGUAUGUGCUUUAUUUCUACAUUAAUGACUCAUUUUAAAUGAAUCAUACUUUCUCAGUGGGCAUGACAUUUCAAUUUACUUUUUGACCACUUUCUAUACAGUAGUAUGACUAUAUAUAUAGGAGGCCAUUUUGCAUAACUCAUGACCUACAAGCUACAGUUUUCGUGGCUUCACUUCUACUCACAAAUCCUUUUCCUUGGCCUUACGGGAUAGUAAAUAGUUCUCUGCUCAUAUAGUGUUUGUUUUUAACACACUAUACAGUAAGAAAGAUGUAAUGAAGUACUUGCUGCCACCUGCUGGCAGUUUUGUUGUCCGUUUAUUAAUCCAUGACAGAUCUAAACAAGUCAACGUAACAACACACUCAGCAAAAUAUUGUUUAAUUAUCAUUCAUUCAUUAUUUUUUUCAGCUUAGUCCCUUUAUUAAUCAGGGGACGCCACAGCCGAAUGAGCCGCCUAAUAAUUAUCGUAUAUAUUGCACACCCUUAUUUCAGGCAUCAAUUGGUUCACUCGAGACUGAAUGAUUCUUUUAUGACUGCUAUAGAAGUGACUUAGUUUCCUUUAUGACGAAAGGUUUUACAGAGUCGUGUUUGAGCAGGAGGAGAUGACAGGUCUGAGAUGCAGGAAUCACGCUGUUAUUUAUGGCUAUUAAAUAACCAUAAGUAAUAUUACUAAUGCUUUUUAAUGCAUACAAAAUAUAUCGAUGCCAAAGCCGUUCUCUUUUAUUUGCAGCCGUGUUUCAUAUUAUAAAACGCUGUAAACUCAAAAGGCUUUUUGUACCAAACACUGUGAGUGGCUUCACCCUGCUACGCCUUUUUGCAUUGUGAACUUAAAGGGAUAAUUUGCCCCAAAAAUGAAAAUUUACUCAGCUUUUACUGUUUUUUUUUUAUCUUUUAAACACAAAAGCAGUUUUUUCAAAGAAUUUUGGAACCCGAUGACCAUUGGCAUUCAUAGUUGGAGGUUUCCAACAUUCUUCAAAGCAUCUUCUUUUGUGUAUAACAGAAAAAAGAAAAACAAAUAUUUGGAACAACUUCUUUUUUUUCAUUUUUGAUGGAAUUUUCCCUUUAACUACAUCCAUGAGUGCUCUCUUAAUAUGUGUUUCAGCAUGAUGAGGGAAUGUUGUUCCCUUCAGGAGAGAUUUUCAGAAUGUUGGUGUGUGUGUGUGUGGUAAAAAGGAUUUAUAUUGUCAUACGAUGAGAGAAAUACACCAAGAGUUUGGUGUAUUCUUCUGCCAUGUAACUGGAGCAAAAUAUAAAUUGUGCUUUGCUUAUAAUUUCUGAAAGUGCACGGAGAACUGAUAUGCCAAUAGUGAUUCCACUCUUCAAAUAUCUCCUUGCUGUCAGGACGCUGCGAACAUGAUGUGAAAUGUUUCUGCCUGCAGCUUGUCGCUCGACACACGUGCCAUAUCUAUUCACACUGCAUUUUCUAUUUGUUUUGGUUCCCCUUUUUGUAUCCUUUUGUAUGUCUAAAUCUAACUCCGAAUGUUCUUGUCAAACUUUGAAUGUUGCCCCGUUUUUAUUUAUUUAUGUUUUUAAUUGUUUUAUUUAUAAUUUUAUCGUUGCAAAGAUAAAUUAAUAAAUGCACCUUUGUAUGUACAAACAAGCACUACAUUUUUUAAAGAACUUACAAAUAAAUGUGGGGGGCGCUGAGACGCCGAUACUUGA
Molecule: messenger RNA, 6875 nt
Organism: Danio rerio (zebrafish)
Lineage: Eukaryota; Metazoa; Chordata; Actinopteri; Cypriniformes; Danionidae
Source: RefSeq, a predicted model, not a curated record